Messenger RNA from Ornithodoros turicata, 2112 nucleotides. RefSeq names its product transcription factor SUM-1-like (gene nau). Lineage: Eukaryota; Metazoa; Arthropoda; Arachnida; Ixodida; Argasidae. Bases 760 to 1578 code for a protein of 272 amino acids. The transcript is spliced from 4 exons. Gene Ontology annotation, biological process: regulation of transcription by RNA polymerase II; positive regulation of myoblast differentiation; muscle organ development. Gene Ontology annotation, molecular function: DNA-binding transcription factor activity, RNA polymerase II-specific; RNA polymerase II cis-regulatory region sequence-specific DNA binding; protein dimerization activity. The record is from RefSeq and is a predicted model, not a curated record.
CCACACCAUUUCAACGCACGCCUUGUUAUCACCCGAAGGUUAUCAUUUAGAAUAGUAUCAGAAAGAUAUAUUCAGGAUUGUCAGGAUAGUCGGGAAUAUUAUCACCGCACGUGACAAAUGCAGUGGUUCAUCCAGGUGCGCACAGCCAGUGGAGACAGUCGAUUGGCGAAGAAGCCGCAGAAAGACUGGCGCGAAACUAUUUUAAGCUUUCCCCAGAAAGAGGUGGUCCCAAUUUUUGUUUGUGCAAAACGCAACCCAUCAGGAAAAAAAAAAUGAAAAAGAGGAAGAAAUGAAGACUCCCCCCCAGACUAACGUGACAAAGCGAGCGGUGACUUUGCAAGCAAUACAGAGGUGUCUUUCUCGAAGUCUCAACAGAAGUGUCGUCUUCAAAACCCCGCCCUGUACCGCCCUACCUUCAUCUUGGAUCCCUCCCCGAAACCCCUGGGCCCGCACGGCGUCAUCAAUGAGAGACAGAUACCCCCCCUUCCCAGCCGUCGCAUCCUCCCACCGAAAUUGUCGCCUUGCGCAAGACAGGAGCACCCUCCCCUGCUAGACAGUGGCACCGAGAAAGAAGUACACACAGACAGAACUCGAAGCGGCAGGGACACGACCAGGGGUUCUUGUCCCAGAAAAGUCAUCGUGGAAGCAGAGUGUGUUUGGAUUUCGCACAGGGGAAAGUUGUUGUUGUUGUUAGGAGAAGGUUCUGCUGGAAGGAUUUCUGGUGCGAGACUCAAAGAGCCACACAUCGUGGAACACAAAAUGGUAACCGAGAUGCGAAGCUGCCGCUUCGACGCCGGAACCCAUUCGAGAACUACCGACAGUCCUGGAACCUCCUCCAGUUCCUCGUCACCGGAAUACUCCGCUCAUGCACCACUCCAGUCCGUCCCGUAUCAUCGGCAACACGAAACCCGUUCUCCUCCCCUGCCCUACGACUCUCGGACACUGUCAUCACAGCAUCCGGAGAGCAGCUGGGGCAACCCCGACUUCCAGGACGAGGACACCUUGGGUGACAGGCAGGGUUCUGACGACCUCACUGACAGCGAUACGCCGUCUUACAGUGGGGGAAACGAUGAAGACGAACACGUGGAACACGUGCUUGCACCUGGACUCGAAGGGCAUCGGAGAUGCUUGGCUUGGGCUUGCAAAGCCUGCAAGAGGAAGUCAGUGACGGUGGAUAGAAGGAAAGCAGCUACGCUAAGAGAGAGGAGGAGGCUUAGGAAGGUGAAUGAAGCUUUCGAGACGCUGAAAAAGAGGACUUGCUCUAAUCCCAGCCAGCGGUUAGCAAAAGUGGAGAUCUUGAGGAAUGCCAUCGAAUACAUCGAAAGCCUGGAGGAGUUGCUGCAUGGUGCGAAAGGAAGGACUAUGGGGGAUGUCAGAGGAGACGGAAGGCCUGGAGAUUAUGCGUUGCAAGCCAGAAAGGACUGGGCCCUGUUCCACCAUCCUCGAUAUGCCAUUACCGUAAAGCCUCCUGCACCUAGCCCGAAAUGCGCGAAGAAGUAUUUCCAGCGAGAAAAAAAAGAUGAAACGCCGUCUAAUCUCACCGCCCCUGAGAGAUACACAAGGCGAAGAAUUUCAUGAAUCCCGUCCGUUCGUCAAAAGGAACAAAUCGGCCGUCAUGCUUUGAAUACGAGGACCACAGCUCUCCUAAAUUCUCCACAUGGUUACUAUGACGACAAUAGAAGACAUUCUUUUUUACGACAAUUACGACAAAUAAAUGGAUUCUAAUUAUAUACAGAGAGGGGAGGGGCAAGGAGGAAUCGUUGGACGUGCUUGACUUUGCUGCGCGUAAAAAUAAGUGUCGUCAAGCCGCAUGCAUUGGAAUUGGAAAUGAAAGAAAAAUAUGGAGAUGUUAGUCCCGACCUAGUCAGGACUGGCUACUCCAGUCCGCAUAGUGACUUUACGUUAUAGGUGUGUAUACGAUUUUGAACCAUGCAGUCUGAACGUUCGUCGACCUUCCAAAUGUAUACGAGAAGCUUUCCAGGACGGUGCCCUGUUAUGAAGCCUAGAACAUUGUAUGAACAAUACAACUAAUUGAUGCAUAACGUAUAGAUAACGUCGAAGGCAAUACUUCAGAGUGGUUUUGUGCAAUAAAGCUCGACUUUGAAUUACCGU